Doryrhamphus excisus (bluestripe pipefish) is the source of this 3580-nucleotide messenger RNA. RefSeq names its product Scm like with four mbt domains 2 (gene sfmbt2). Gene Ontology annotation, molecular function: transcription corepressor activity; histone binding; chromatin binding. Gene Ontology annotation, cellular component: nucleus. The record is from RefSeq and is a predicted model, not a curated record. NCBI's taxonomy places the organism in Eukaryota, Metazoa, Chordata, Actinopteri, Syngnathiformes, Syngnathidae. Gene Ontology annotation, biological process: negative regulation of DNA-templated transcription.
AGGAGCGGCGGAGUGCUGUGCAGCCACUAGAGGCUACUGUUGACUCGGCAGCAAGAAGGAGGCAAAGUCUAGCCAAACUAACAAACUGCUGCAGGUUUUUUUUGUUGUUGUUGGCGAAAACCAAAUAAUGGAUUAGAAGGCGCUGAGUUUGUUAUAUUUUAUCUGUAAUUGUAGUCAUUUAGUUGCUUCUUUAAUUAAACGAUAGCUUUAAUUGUUCAAAACGCGUCAACCAAAAUAUGUUUGACGUGCAGCCUCUGCCUCGAUGAAAUGUUUUUCUUUUGCACCAAAGGUCAGCCAAGACUGGCGGUAGAUAAAUUGCGCAUGCGCAGACGCCAGAUGCCAUAUUGGAGCGGUGGCGGCGGCAGCAGCUGAAAGACGUGCCCAGCGGGGGUCUCAAGACGGAAGUGUCCUGUGAGGCGAAGGACAAGUUGGCCAGCAUCCAAGGCUGUUAGUGGGAAGACAUAGGAAGAAGAGUAACCAAGAGGAAACACCUCCUGGGUCUCCGCAAGGGGUUGUGGGAUGCAGUGAGGCAGACAAAGUCAAAGGUUGCAUGCUCAUCAGCCCACCAGGAUGCAAACGCUGACCUUCAGCAAGGAGGAGGAAGUGAACACAGCGAGUCCAUGGAGGACGAGGAGGCGGAGGCGGAGGCAGAGUUUAACUGGCAGGAGUAUAUGGAGGAGACGGGGGCUACCGCCGCCCCCCACACCACCUUCAAGCAUGUGGAGGUGAGCCUGCAGAGCAGCUUCCAGCCGGGCAUGAAGCUGGAAGUGGCCAACAAGAGCAGACCAGACACGUACUGGGUGGCCACCAUCAUCACCACGUGCGGUCAGCUGCUGCUGCUGCGCUUCAGUGGCUGCGCCGACGACCGCAAGGCUGACUUCUGGUGCGAUGUCAUGACGGCCGAUCUGCACCCGGUGGGCUGGUGUGCUCAAAACGACAAGACCCUCAUGCCGCCAGAAGAUAAACUGAGAAAUGCCAUCAAAGAGAAAUACAGUAACUGGACUGACUUUCUGGUCCAGGACCUGACCGGCUCCAGAACGGCUCCGGCCAACUUACUGGAAGGGCCCUUGCGAGGUAAGAACACGGUGGACCUGAUCCUCCAAGGUUCCCUUCUGGAACUACGCGACGUCUCUGACCCGUCCCGCUCCUGGCCGGCGCGUGUCAUCCUUAAUGUCGGCGGCAGGCUGCGUCUUCGCUACGCUGGCCUCUCAGAUGAGCACCAGGCUCAGGAUACCUGGCUCUUCUACCUGGAUGUGAGGCUCCGCCCUCUCGGAUGGGCGCAAGAGAACCAGCUCUCCAUGGAGCCGCCCACAGAGUUCCAAUCUCUAAAGAGCACCUCUGACUGGCAGCAGGUUUUAGAGGAUGCUCAGAGAGACGGACAGACGUGUGCGCUGCCCCUUGAGGUGUUCAAGGACCAGUUGGACCUGCCCAAGCACGCCUUCAAGCUGGGCAUGAAGCUGGAGAUGGUUUCCCCCUGGGGCCGCCUUGGCAUCUGCCCCGUGUCUGUCACCAAGGUGUACAAUGAGAACUACUUCCAGGUCACGCUGGAUGACCUCACCGUAGACGCCAAGCCACGGUCGGUGUUGUGUCACGCCGAUUCGCCGGGCAUCAUGCCCAUACAGUGGUGUCUGAAGAACGGCAUCAGCUUGGAGAAGCCGCCGGGCUACGAGGGUCUGGACUUCGAUUGGGCCGACUACCUCAAGCACAGUGGGACUGAAGCGGCCCCUGACGCCUGCUUCCCUGAUACGUGGCAAAAGCGUAUCUUUACCAAAGACACGUGGCUGGAGACGGUGAACCACGAGCGGCCGGGUGAGAUUUGCGUGGCCCAGAUCACACAAGUCAGGGGACGCCUGCUGUGGCUCAGACUGGAAGGUGUGGCCAAACAGUCUUCAGAGACCAUUGUGGACGUGGAGUCCAUGGACAUCUUCCCUGUGGGCUGGUGUGAGGCUAAUGCUUACCCUUUGACCCCUCCUCUCAAACCUGUCUUACCAAAGCAAAGGAAGAUAGCAGUGGUCCAGCCAGAGAAGCAGUUGGCACCAUCCCACCCAGUCCAGAGUCCUCCUGUCAGUUACUGCCAGCCCACCCCAAAUGAUGCAGCUAAUGGACGCUACUGCUGCUCCAAAAUCUUUGUCAACCACCGUUGCUUCUCUGGACCGUACCUCAACAAGGGCCGCAUCACCGAGCUUCCCCAGACGGUUGGCCCCGGGAAAUGCACGCUGGUCCUCAAAGAGCUCCUCACCAUGCUCACCAACGCCGCCUACAAGCCUGGGCGCGUCCUCAAGGAGCUGCAGGAGCUGGAGGAGCCGAGCUGGGACUGCCAGGAGGAGACCUUGAAAGCCAAAUACAAAGGGAAAACGUACCGCUCCAGCAUCAGAAUCGUGCGCUUGGCCGAGCUCAUCCCGGACUUCUGCCGCAAAGUGUGCCUAAAGCUUCAAUGCUGCCCGAACCUCAUCAGUCCUGUCCUCGUACCCGAUAAGUGCCCAGAAAGCUGCUUUGUCCAGACAAAAACCAAAUACAGUCAGUCUCCCAACAACAUAAACGGCGUGUGUGCUCAUCGUCUUACUGGACGCUGCGUGUGUACAGCUUAUUACUACAGGAAGAAGAGGAAGCUGUCAAAGCUGCUGGGAGGCGAUGACGCCGGAGGGGGUGAUGCGGUCAAAGCGAAACGCCGCAGGAAGAAGCGGAAGAGCAUCUUUGUGCAGAAGAAGAGGCGCUCUUCAGCGGUGGACUACACUCCUGCUGACUCACCUCAGGAAAGUGAUGGAGACUACGAGGACGAGGUGGGGUCGCGGUCGGGGAGCGAGGCCACCAGCUCGGAGCCGCGGGACGAAUUGACUGAUGUCUCCUCGGUGGAGGUGACCGCCAGUCGCCAAAGCCGCUCCGUUACGCUGCGCCGGGCGGACAAUGACGAUGUCGCCGGCAACCAGGAGGCGCCAGAGGGACGCCGCAGGUCAAGUCGUCAGCUCCUCUGCAAGUACCAGCCAAGCAAAGGUCAAGACGUGCAGGAGGACAGCGAGUUGGUUCUAGACAAAAACCCUCUGGAGUGGAGCGUCCAGGAAGUGGUCCACUUCAUCAGCUCUACGGAUUGCGCUUCGCUGGCUAGCAUGUUCCAGGAGCAGGACAUCGACGGUCAGGCCAUGCUGCUGCUGACGCUCCCCACCGUGCAGGAGUGCAUGGACCUGAAGCUGGGCCCCGCCAUCAAGCUGUGCCACCACAUUGAGCGUGUCAAGGUGGCCUUCUACAGACAGUACGCCAACUGACCCGCCUCCUUGUGGACGCGUCGGCCCUUCUCGGGAAGUGGAGCUGCAAGAGGAAAAAGCACAAAAGCAAAAUGCAAAUGACUGUGAUGCUAAGAGGCGAUCACCUCGUUGCGACAAGCGGCUUUGUUUGUCACACGUGCAGUGAUUAUUUAUGUAUUUAAUUUAAACACACACCGACCAAUAAUUAAUAUAUUUCAACUAUAAUUUAUUCCAGUUAAAAAUGGGUGCUUCUCUUGCGCUUUAAAAAACACAAUUGUGAUAAUCUAUGCAAAUGUCUUCUUGGCAAUGUUUUGUUUUGAUAAAAUUCUAUUCAUUUUGUA